GAGCAUGAUUACUGGUGUAACUCUUUGGGUUACUCUCUAUAUUGGGCCCCAAAAAUGUAAUAUUAAACCCAUUUUUUAGUCCAAAACACAGAGUAUCGGUUCCAUGGGAAGGUUUGGGAGAAUCACCCUAAGUCACGCGACGUGGUCGUUUGUGAUUGGUUGAUUGAGAAAUAUAAAAGGUAAAUUUUUUUUUUCCUAAUUUUUUUUUCAUUCUUUCCCGAUUCUCACUCGUCUCUCUCGUCUCUCUCGUCCGUCGGAGAUAAAAGCCGAAUCAACAACCAUCGGAAAAAUCAACCGAUUACCAUCAAAUCGUUGAUUUUCCGGCUAAAUCUCGAUGGUUGUUGGUCAGACGGAGGGUUAUUGGUGACUGAAUUGGCGUAAUUGGGGUUAUCCGUUUCGAUUUGCAAUCUUUGGCGACGGCGAAUGUUUCACAGCGGUGGGAGCACGAUGGCGUACGAUUGGUGGGAUAACGGCGGAUGUCCGGCGAGCUCCACCGUCUAGCGAAUCGGUGAGAAACGGUGUGUGCGUAUCACAGAUGAAGGUGUGAUUACCAUGGCUAAUAGUUGGACCUCCCUCGAAUUUCUCAGCUUGUUUGGGAUAGUAGGAGUGACUGAUAGAUGUCUAGAGACUCUCUCGCAGACAUGCUCUGCUACACUCACCACUCUUGAUGCUAAUGGCUGCAUCGGCAUCAAGAGUAAGUUAGGAGGAGGAAGCCAGCAGCAAGGUCAGAGAGUAAGCUACAACAAGAGUAAGCUCACUCUUGGCUUACGGACAGUCAAAAUUGAUAAGGGUUUCGGGAACACAAAUGUAGCUGUGGAACAUGUCAUGUGAAGAGAAGAAGUUUGCUUGAUGUGGAACAUGUCACGGAUUUGGGAAACAUGUCACGGAUGUGGAACAUGUCACGGAUGGCUUGUGUCUUUUGCUUGUGGAACAUGUCACGGAUAGUUUGUUUGCUUGUGUCUUUGGCUUUUGAGUGUCGGUUAGGACAGUAUGGCUUGUGUCUUUUGCUUGUGGAACAUGUCACGGAUGUUUUGUUUGCUUGUGUCUUUGGCUUUUGAGUGUCGGUUAGGACAGAAAGGCUUUUGUCUUUUGGUUGUAUUUGUUUGGCAAGGACAGUCACAUGUGUAUUUGUUUCACAAGAGGACAGUCACUUGUGUAUUGCUUUUGGUUUUAUUUUAACCUGUGAAGUUGUGUGUUUGCUUGUAUCUCGAGACUUAAAGUCUAUAUAUUGAUGUAUCGUUCUUUCCCAUUUGCAACCAACUUUGCAUUGUGUUCCGAUUCUGUAUCUUUUUUUUCUCUUCACCUUUGCAUUGAAAAGAAUCAACCUCCUAUUACAAAAAAAUAUUUCUCUAUCUAUUACUCAAACUCCUAUCUUCACUACUCAACUCUAUUACUCAUUCUCUACUAAAUCCAAAUAUAAGCCUACUACUAUACCCAAGUUACCAAAAAAUGUCUAAUUGGAGUUCUGAUGAAGAAAUUGAAGAAAUGGUAGAGGAGGAGGUUGAUAGUAUAGUGGAGGAGAUCCAAUACAACUACACUCACCCAGAGGUACCACCAGCUCCAAUAAUCCGAAGAGUGCACAUUGAGAGAGACCGCGAAGAAGGCCACAUUCGAUUGUGGAAUGAUUAUUUUAGUGAUAAUCCAACUUACACUAACGCUAUGUUCCGUCGUCGCUUUAGAAUGAACAAACUAUUGUUCCUUCGUAUUGUUACCGCUGUUGAGAAUGGAGUCCCAUACUUCAGACAAAGGCGAGAUGCUACUGGAAGGCUUGGUCUUUCUGCACUUCAAAAAUGUACGUCAGCUAUUCGUUUGAUGGCUUACGGAUAUUCGGCAGAUGCGGCGGAUGAAUAUUUACGACUCGCUGAAACAACCUCCCACAAAUGCCUUCUACAUUUUGUAGAGGGAGUUAUAAAUCUAUUUGGCAACGAGUAUCUCAGAAGACCUACAGCGGAAGACCUCCAACGAUUACUGAACAUUGGAGAACAUCGCGGUUUCCCCGGAAUGAUAGGGAGCAUAGAUUGCAUGCAUUGGGAGUGGAAGAAUUGUCCCACUGCAUGGAAAGGACAAUAUACACGUGGAUCAGGUAA
Camelina sativa (false flax) is the source of this 2087-nucleotide messenger RNA. NCBI's taxonomy places the organism in Eukaryota, Viridiplantae, Streptophyta, Magnoliopsida, Brassicales, Brassicaceae. The record is from RefSeq and is a predicted model, not a curated record.